Messenger RNA from Metarhizium robertsii ARSEF 23, 825 nucleotides. RefSeq lists its product as uncharacterized. NCBI's taxonomy places the organism in Eukaryota, Fungi, Ascomycota, Sordariomycetes, Hypocreales, Clavicipitaceae. The record is from RefSeq and is a predicted model, not a curated record. The transcript has 3 exons. Bases 1 to 825 code for a protein of 274 amino acids.
AUGGCUACAAUAAGCAUACCAGCUGCUAUUCUCCCCACCAUACGCGAUCUUGUUCCCUAUCUCGUCACCUUGACAGCCUGGAUGUAUCGCCAAGACAUCAUUUCUCACCUCCUCCCGGUAUCCUCGCGCCUGAGGUGGCCGCCAUGUCUCCUGCCACUCUUGUUGUAUCUGGCUCUGCGUUUCAGCCUCCUGCUGCCGUCGUCAUGCGUGAGCAACUACUGCAGUCUGGAGACAUGGCUGGAGAGCUUGGUCGAGGCUGUUUUGCCCGGUUUUUUCCGGAUUCACGAUGUCUUCCUCGAGGCGGGUUAUGAAUACUUUAUGCCUUUUUGGGCGUUUUUUUCGGUCCUCUGCUUUCCGCCUGUAUUUGCCGUUCAUGUUGUCAGAUCUCUCCAGCAGCCCUCAGGCCAAAGGUGGGUGUACUUUGGCGAUGGUUUCCUCGCCAAGGCCGUCGCCCCGUUCCUGAGGCAGAUAGGGGCGCUUGCGUUUGCAUGCUGCGACCACCUGAUGAUGCCGUUGGCUGUUUAUUCUGCCGGCAUUCGCUCUGCCUGGGAACACACCGAUAGAUACACUCCGCACGAAAGCAAGCACAUAAUCGAUGGUCAUGUCUACGUCGGCCCGAUACACGCCAAGUUCAAGGUGAGCAACGACAAAGACAAGAGAAUAACCACGUCACAUUACUAUUACCCGGAGCCCCUUGGCGGCAGACAUAUCUGGUAUUCUAAGGAAUCCUUCUACGGAGGCGUCUCGGCCAGUGCAUAUUGGGUCUACGAUGGCCCAAUGGAACAGACGAGCUCUUCCGAUAAAGGGAAGAAGUCCAAGAAGUAA